Drosophila mojavensis is the source of this 7950-nucleotide messenger RNA. RefSeq names its product protein hu-li tai shao (gene hts). Gene Ontology annotation, molecular function: actin filament binding. The transcript has 12 exons. The coding region runs from base 659 to 7705 and encodes 2348 amino acids. The record is from RefSeq and is a predicted model, not a curated record. Gene Ontology annotation, cellular component: postsynaptic density; plasma membrane; cytoskeleton. NCBI's taxonomy places the organism in Eukaryota, Metazoa, Arthropoda, Insecta, Diptera, Drosophilidae.
UUUGUUGUUAACGUGCGCUUGUGAGCGACGGACGUGUGCGUUACAGAAAUUGAAUAUAAAAGGAAAUUAUAUGUCAUAAGGUGGCGUUUGAUUAAAUUUCUGUGUAUACAACUUUGCAUUAUUAAAGUUGGUUAUUCAAAUGUGAUAAAAGCAAUUUGCAUUAAUAAAAAAAAAAGGGCUAAACGUGGUGAGCUGUGCAAGUGCCGUUACUUAGACCCGCCAUUGUUAGAUACGCCGUUAUAAAGAGAGCCCUUGCCGCCGUGUGUUGCCGCUAGCGCAAAGUGCAAGCGAUAACAAAUGCCAAAUAAUAAAUUGUAGUGCAAUUCACGAUCAUUGCUAAAUAAAUAAAAAUUAAUUUCAUAGUUCUUUUUUCCUCCCCUCAUUUAUUUACUACAUACGUAUAUACAAAUAUAUACAUAAAGCAGCCGAAAAACGAACGCGUGUGCUUGUCAGUUUCGACGAACUUGUGUCUGUGUUUGUGUAAACGACGUCCCAGCAGCACGCAAUAAGAACGAAAAAGCGAAAAGAAACAACGAGGACUACGUCAAAGCAGAAGUCGAAACAUUCACUGCAGAAAAGAAAGGAAACUUGUACAAAAUAAAUUGCAAAGUAUUCGGUUUUAAGCAUUUGAACUAAAUUUAAAUAAAUUAACUGAAACAUGACUGACGUUGAGCAACCGCCACAGAAUGGCAUAGAUCCAACCGCGGGCGAGGAUGACGAGAACAGUAAAGCGCGUCCCGCGGAUAUUGAACAGGACAUGCGGGAGAUGGAGCGACGCAAACGCGUAGAGGCCAUCAUGGGCUCCAAACUGUUUCGCGAGGAACUGGAACGCAUUGUCGACUCGGCACGUGAGGGCAGCGCCGGUGCCAGUGGCAUAUUACAGCAGUUGUCGGAUAUUGUGGGAGUGCCAGUGAAUCGUGUGAGCAACGUUUUCAAGAGCGGCAGCUGCAUGGUGCCCAUCAAUGAUAUACGCGGCGUGGAGUCGAUGGGAUAUGCCAAGGGUGAGAAGAUACUCAGAUGCAAACUAGCUGCCACAUUCCGGCUGCUGGAUCUGUACGGCUGGACACAGGGUCUGGGUGCACAGAUUACGGCACGCCUAAAGGUCGAUCAGGAGUACUUCCUGGUCAAUCCCUAUGGCCUGCUGUACCAUGAGAUAACUGCCUCAGCCCUCAACAAAGUCGACAUGCAGGGCCAAAUCGUCGAGCAGGGCACAACCAAUUUUGGCGUGAACAAGAGCCACUUUGUCUUGCAUUCGGUGGUGCAUGCAGCGCGUCCAGAUAUCCGUUGCGCCAUUUAUAUUGGCUGCAGUCCCGUUGUGGCAAUCUCUUCGCUAAAGACGGGCCUGCUGGCUCUCACCAAGGAUGCCUGCGUGUUGGGCGAGAUUAGCACACACGCCUAUACCGGUCUGUUUGACGCGGAGGAGCGCGAUCGCCUGGUACGCAGUCUGGGGCCCAACUCCAAGGUCAUGCUGUUGACCAACCAUGGCGCCCUCUGCUGCGGCGAGACCAUUGAGGAGGCUUUCUUUGCCGCCUGUCAUAUUGUGCAGGCGUGCGAGACGCAGCUAAAGCUGCUUCCGGUUGGCCUGGACAACCUUGUGCUAAUACCUGAGGAAUCGCGCAAGUUGAUCUACGAUCAGUCACGCCGUCCACCAGAGGACUUGGAGAAGAAAUUCGCUGCCAUCACAACUGACGAGGACGGUGCUGCCGGUGCCGGCAAAGAGGAGGCUGCCGCGCCCAAGAUUGGCAGCCCGCCCAAGUGGCGUGUGGGUGGCGCCGAGUUUGAAGCACUAAUGCGCAUGCUGGACAAUGCUGGCUAUCGCACUGGCUACAUCUACCGUCAUCCACUGAUCAAAUCAGAUCCGCCAAAGCCGAAGAACGACGUUGAACUGCCACCAGCUGUGUCUUCAUUGGGCUACCUGCUGGAGGAGGAGGAGCUCUUCCGACAGGGUAUCUGGAAGAAGGGAGAUCUACGCAAGGGCGGCGAUCGCAGUCGCUGGCUGAAUUCGCCCAAUGUUUACCAGAAGGUCGAGGUACUCGAGACUGGCACUCCAGAUCCCAAGAAAAUCACAAAGUGGGUAGCCGAGGGUUCGCCCACCCACUCGACGCCGGUGCGCAUCGAGGAUCCAUUGCAAUUUGUGCCAGCCGGAACAACAACCAAGGAGUUUAAGCGAGUGCAACAGCAAAUUAAGGACAAUCGACGCGCAGACAAAAUCUCUGCCGGCCCACAAUCGCACAUUUUGGAGGGCGUUACCUGGGAUGAGGCGAAUCGCAUCAAAGAUGCAACCGUCUCGCAAACUGGUGAUCAUGUUGUGCUGAUGGGUGCCGCCUCCAAGGGCAUCAUACAGCGAGGAUUCCAACAUAAUGCGACAGUCUAUAAGGCGCCCUAUGCCAAGAACCCCUUCGAUAAUGUAACAGACGAUGAGCUGAACGAAUACAAGCGCACCGUUGAGCGCAAAAAGAAGAGCAUUCAUGGGGAAUAUACCGAUACAGACUUUUCGGAAUCAGAGGCACUCAACUCGAUGCAAGCAGCGGGUGCACACGCACAUGCAAAACACGCACAGAGCGAACCAGAAACGGAACACCAAGUCAUACAGAUUCAAACACAACAGGCGCCCAUUCCCAGCCAGGCUGAGGUUGUGCUAAGUGAUGAUUUGCAAGAUCAAGACACUGUUCCUGAUACUGUCGAUGUCCAGGGAAACAAGAAUAAUGACGACGUAGUCUAUGAUGAGUUGGACAAGGAGAAUCAUAUUCAGAAUGCUACCAAAUGUCGUCGUGAUUUGCUCUCAGCUUUUACUAAUCCUAAUGACGCAGCAAUUCCUUCUGUUGACUUGCCAGUAAACCCAGAGUCUCAAGCAGCACCAAUUGCCAUGUUGCAGGGAGAUCUUUAUUCAUAUGCCUAUGGGGCUGCGUCUUUGGGUCGUUGUUGUCAGCCCCAAAUUUGUUCCGUGCUCUUGCACGCUUUGCACUCGGAGCAUUUGCAAAAUGUGGGCUACUAUCGUAACAAUCGCUCCAGUACCACUUCCAGUACAGGCACCACUAACGAAUCAUCUCCUACUCCACGUCGUCCGUUGCAGCUGGCCAACGGUAUACCGCCUCCAUAUCGCACUCUAUCCCAUUUUGGAUUCAAUUCGCCCCGUCAGGCUCCACGUACCGAGCACAAACAUCUGCCGGCUAAAGUGGAUUUCAUUCGCUAUAGACCAAUACAGCGUGUGAUUAGCUAUGAGGAGAUCUUUGCCACGCCCCGGUACGAGCAGCUAUGCCACUUCUGUUUCGAGCAGCUGCUACGCCUCAAGCCGGGGCUGCAGCGUCGCAGUGCUGCCAGCAGCAGUGGCGAGGAGCCAGAUGAUGGGCUCAGCUGCCCGGGCAGCUUUCCGGUUUCACCACGGCAACUGACCACGCUAACCGAAUUGGACGACGAAGAGGACUACGAGGAUCGGCUGUAUAUUCGACAGCCAAUGGCUAGAAUGCCCUGUCAUGUUAGCACUCAAACGAGCUCCAUUCUAUUGAGCAGCCAAUUUCUCAAGCAACUGGAGAACCUCAACUUCUCGGAGGAAUCGACUAAUGUGAACUAUGUCCCAGGACUUCAAACCAUAAAUAGCGAUUUAACAACGCCCACAAGUCCUGCUGCCAGCGCAUCUAGUGCGCCUCCACUUCAUUCAGCCAAGAAACCGGAUAUCGAUCCGAAUGAUAAGACUAGGACUGAUCUUACCGAAGUCUGGAACUUUGGCAACUGGCAGGAGCAAGCCGCAGAUGUGAACGCGCAGCAACCGUUAACUGAACGUCGCAUUACACUCGAGAUAACUCAACAAUUUGCCCAUAAUCCCGAGGAGCAGCAACAGGCUGAACGUCAGUUGAUGUCGCGCGACGAUCGUCAGCGUCGCAAAUUGGAGUUCCAGGAGUUGUGGCAGGAUCAUGUCCAGUACUUUGGUGCGAAGCAAGAAAUGGAGCAGGAAAGUCCAGAGACUCCAGAGCAUACAUUGACCAUUUCGUUGGAUGCACAGGAAGAUAAAACUUUGAGAGCUUAUGGUUGGCUACGGGAGCAGCAAUCUUAUGAUGAAGAAGGAAAUUCGAAUAAUGGAGCUGGAUCACUGAAUGAACCUGUCACAGAUUACCAAUCUGAGGCAACGGGCGAGGGCCAUUAUGAAGAGCCAUUAUCUAGCAACACUCAUGAUAUACCAUCCGUCACUGGUGACUCGCGCCAACAAGCUGUUGCUGAAAUACCGAAAAUAUUGGAAGAAUUCGAGCAGAGUCUGUGUGUGGCAGGACAAAAUCUUGAAAAACUGGUUGCUACCACUAAAAAGCUACGAGAAGUGACUAUCGCUGAAGAACCUCUUUCGGAUGACUCUAUAGAAAGUGGUUCUCUAUUCCGUGCUAUCAGCUUGGAGAAUAUUCCCAAUGCCGAUGAUACUGUAUCAGUUUCAGAACCUCAACGCUUUGAGCCGCAGGAUUUGAGCACAGAUGAGGAAUCGCAAGAAGUCGGCGAUGAAUCACACGGGGACAUUGAUCAGGAAGAGAAGCGUGAUAUUGAGAAACCCGUAACACCUGUGCCUCUCGUAUUCCGACUGAAGCCUAAAGGAAAACAUCACAUUGAGUGCAAACUUAGCGAUGAAAAGGACGUUGAUGAGAAUGAAAACGAUAUGGGGGAUAUUGUCGAAAGCGCCAGUACAACUGAGAUAUCAUUGUCGGCAGAGCCAACUGCAAGCUCCGAUGAGCUUGCUACACCGCAAAGAGAAUCUUCGAGUGAUAUGUUUUCGCCAUUGGAGCGUGAUAUACUCGACAGCAUCGAGGCGGAUAAUCUUAAGGAAAGAGAGUCCAUUUUCGGCAGAAUUGAUGAGAGCAUUCGCAACAAGCUAACACCCUGUAAACUACAGCUCAUGGUCUCUGGAACAGAGGAAACUUUUGAGACAUGCACGCACAUCUAUAAGAGUCCAACCAACGCAACGCCACCAACUCGUCAUCUUUUCCAGUUCACCAGCGAACCACGUCCGUCUACCUUUUCCCAGCAUGAUAUUAGUGCGCCAGCCAGUUCAUCGGCGCAUGCUCGUGUGAUUCCUGGUAAGACGCCACGUCUGUCCCGAUCUUGGGAUAGGCGACUGGACAGCAGUGAGUCGUCAUCGUCGACGUCUCUCCGUAGCAGUCCUCGCAAGAGGCGCAACUUUGUACAAGAGAAUAUACGCAAUGCCAGUAAGCCGCGUGGCUACACCAAAUCCAAACCCCUAAUGGCUUCCAGAUUGAAGAGUGUUCAGGUGAAGAGUAGUGAUCUAUCGGCUGUCUGCACCUUUGAGGCUGAGAAACGUGGUAGCAGCUCUCGUCUGUGGGUUUCGCUGCCCACGUCUCCACGUAGCACCGCCGGCCACAAGCGCCGAUACGCUAGCCCAAAUGAUGUGCGUCAUCCAGUAAUUCACUCGCCCCACACCAAACGCGCUAAGCCCAUUGAAAAUCAGACAACCAAAUUGAAUCGUAAUCUGUAUAAAACAAUUUCCAGCACAACAUUUUGUACAGAGUCGCUUGAAUGUGACGAGAGCUUGGCUCAGAACAUUUCUAGCACCACAUUUGAGGUGGGUUAUAUGUCAGAGGAUCAGCAGAGUGGAACUCCUCCAAAUCCGAUAAACAACAACAACGAAGCUAUUGCCUCACCAGAGAAUAAAAACAAUGCAACUGGUAGCUCCAUGUAUUACAGUGCCGAUGAUAAUACAGUUGUGGACAUGCUUCUAGAGAUGUUGGAGAACGAGAGUCUAGAGCAGGAUAUGGAGGAGCAUAUGUAUGACAAUGGAAAUCAGGCUUCGGUAGUCUCAUCUAAUGAUACGCAAGAGGAAUCGCAAGCAGAAGCUAGAGAAAUAAAUGAGGCAACAGAUGAAGUAUAUACUGGCAAUAAGAAUGGACUAUCGGAAACGUCGAACGAAAUUGAGCUUGGAACUGAAACUAUGGAGUCGAAAGCCAAUGAAGACAAAGAAUUUUCACAGAAUUUGGAUAUUGAACAAUUCCUAGAGAAUACAAAUGCAGAUGCUAUGGAAAGUGAUCUCAAUGAUCCAGAUAAUUGUUUGGAUGAAUUUAUCGAUAUUGGUGAUACUAUUAUAAAAUCUUUCGCUGAUGAACUCAGAGCUCAAAAUCAGAUAGAAUCAGCCAUUGAAAUUGAAGAGUCGGCUAUGAAGUCUGAAGUUGAGAAUAAAUUGGGAGAAAUCGUUUCAGAGGGUAUUGAGAAUCAACUCCAAUCAAUCAAUAACAUUGAAGGGGAGGUUUUAAACUGUGUAACUGAUCAAAUAUUUCAACAACUAAUAUCGCAAGGAAUCAAGGAAUUUGAUAAUAUAGAAAGAGCUAUGUUGCAGUCUUCAACUGAUGAAGUAUUGAGAGAACUUCUAUCGCAUGGACUCAGUAAUCAAUCAGAUAACAAACCAGACAUGCCUUCAAUUGAUGAUCAUAAUGCGGCUUUGGACAAUGAAGAAUAUAAAAUAGAUACAGAGUUGUGCCUUUUCAAUGAAACCGCCAAUGGAAAUACUUUAACAUAUAUUCAAUCAAGCUUUUCGUUAACCUCAAAUCGUGCUAACUUUAAUAUUUGUGCUCAAGAAACAAUGGUAUCAUCCUCAAUCAAUGAGGGCGUCGACAGUUCUGAUGAAAAGUCUUCAAUUAACGAAAGUUUGCCCCAAAACCAUCAUGAAUUACCAUUGGAAAAUCAAGAUACAAUUGAGGAGGAUAACGAUAACAAGCCAAGUACUUCAGCAAGGGCUGCUGCCAGAAAUAUGAAACGCACUGCUAGUGGUGCUUUGAAAGCAACAGAGAAAGCUGCUAAAACCGAAAAGGGCGAGGGGGAUGAUACGGUUGUCCUCAGCACGAAAUGUACGCUUAAAGAUGGAACUCUACAAGUGAAAGCAGACGACUCCUUCGACGACAUCCAAGCUCCGCGUUGUGAAAAUAAUAAAACUAAACUUUGCAAACCUUGUGAUGCCGCGGACGAUGAUCUCGGAUGGGAUUUGUUUGAGGUGGAUGACAUUCUUCAGUUCCAUGAUGACGAACUGCUUGAGGAGGAGCUGGAGGAAGAAAUUGAUUAUUCGGAUGACGACAGUCCACAUUUCUUUACGGAGGAAGAGGAUGAGGAUGUGGAAGAGGAUGACGAUGAUGAAGAUGGGAAUGUGAAUAUGGAGGACAAUAACAAUGUGAAUGUGACUGUGGAUGUAAAUUUGAAUAUGAAUGCGCUAAAUCCCAAUUCGUUUGACCUUUUGGGCGCCAUGCCAGACAACAACAGCCCACCAUUCAUUGGGCCUUUACGUGAGAUUGAGUUGGAUGAAUUUGGACAAAUGGAUAUGGACCUUGAUACACAAACGUUGCAUGGAUACAACCCGAACUUACCCUCUAGAAAUCCACCGGCAAUCAAUUGGCCAGCUGAUCUUAUUUAUGACUAUGGUCCCUUCAUAGUGGAGUUUAGAGAAAGACCUGGAGAACCCGAUGCUAAUGCUAAUGAAAAUUCACCGUCUCCACAAACUCUAGAAGUAUCACAGAAUGAAAUGAAUCAAGCAACGGCCCAAGAACUAAAUCUACAACUCACAGAUGAUAUUCCCAUGUGCGAAGACAAACCCAAAAACGAACCGAAAGGCGAACCCAAAAACGAACCAAACGACGAAAACGAACCGAAAGAUGAACCCAAAAACGAACCGGAAGACGAAAACGAAAACGAACCCAAAGACGAAGAAAAGCCUCCAGGAAAUGAAUAAAGAAACUACGAAUCCCAUUGAAUGAAUAUCUAAACUAGCUUUACGUGCCAAGUCAACAGACAUUUUGAACUUUUUUCAGCUCAAUUUUUACAGAAUUUUAAACUUCUUUUUUUUUUUAAUUUUUAUGAUGUAACUUGGCAUGAGCUUGUAUCAUUUUUUAUACUUAUUAUACUAACCACUGGUGGAUUGUAUGGUGAAUGGAUCUAUUUUUUAUGAAGAACAAUAAAUAUAUCCUUUUGAGUUUA